This is a messenger RNA of Parascedosporium putredinis, 1227 nucleotides long. The record is from the annotation of a GenBank genome assembly. Lineage: Eukaryota; Fungi; Ascomycota; Sordariomycetes; Microascales; Microascaceae.
AUGCGCGGGUCACUUACUAGACCAAUCCUCUUAGUCUUCGGGAUUCUCUUCGCCAUCUACCACUUUGGUUGGCGUGGAGAGACUGGGAUACGUCGAGUCCGCUAUGGUGUCUCCUCGAAUUCACGGUCUACCGGUGCCAGGACUAACCCCGGGUCUCUAGAGUCGUUAGAAGACUUGGGCCUCGCCGAAGACGAAUGCCGUGAUAUUUUCCCAGGUCUGAUGAACGAGGUGGAUAGGACUGUCGCCAACGGCCCUUUCAAGCGACAACUUGCGGCGCUACAUCAAAUCUAUCGUGCCAUUACCUCCUCUCCAACCCCUUUCGUAUAUGCUCGUCCCGGGCACAUCGCAUCCACCGCCACCACUUCCUCCUCCUCUUUCGUCACCCAACCGGCCUCUAAAGCCCAUUCCUUCCCCAUGCCCCACUUCUCCGCCUGGUCCUGGGCCCUUCCUUUCCUCAACUCCCUCCCCGCCGCCUCCUCAGUCAUCACCAACCUCGAAGCCACACUUCCCUUUUCCCGCAAGGACCCACGCGCCGUCUGGCGCGGUACUCCCUGGUUCGCUAACCCUUCCGGUGUCAACCCACGCCUCCGCCAGGACCUUGUCCGCGUAGCCGGUAAGGGGAACGCCGCGUGGGCUGACGUCCAGUCCCUAGACUGGACCACCAACUCAGCGUCCGCCUCCAAUGGCUUGCCGAUCCAGGACUUUUGUCGCUAUAAGUAUGUGAUCCAUACCGAAGGUGUUUCCUACAGCGGUCGUUUCUCCUUCCAUCGCAUGUGCCGAAGCGUCAUUCUUACCCCACCCUUGGAAUGGUUCGAACCUACCACCCACCUUCUCCGGCCCGUCUUCUCGACUGCCCUGCUCCGCGGCCGCGCAGAGUUUGAGGUUGAGAUGCGAGAGAACCCGCGAGCCCACCCUUCGAAAAGAACACGCGAGAUAUGGCCUAUCGACGUGAACCCCGAUGAUGCAAACAUCGUCUUCGUCAAACCCGAUUGGUCUGACCUCGAGGAGACCGUCGCAUGGCUGGAAGCGCACCCCUCGGUUGCAGAGGGCAUCGCUGCUCGCCAGCGGGACCAGUUCGUCGGCGGAGGAUACGUGAGCAAGGCUGCGGAGACCUGUUAUUGGCGAAGCUUGCUAAAGGGCUGGAAAGAGGUGGCCCAAGUGGACGAGGGUGAUCUCCCUGAAGGGGUCACAUUUGAGGAUUUUAUCCUGAGCCCGGAGGCUCGGUGA